Messenger RNA from Exophiala xenobiotica, 1100 nucleotides. RefSeq lists its product as uncharacterized. The record is from RefSeq and is a predicted model, not a curated record. The transcript has 2 exons. Bases 49 to 1035 code for a protein of 328 amino acids. NCBI's taxonomy places the organism in Eukaryota, Fungi, Ascomycota, Eurotiomycetes, Chaetothyriales, Herpotrichiellaceae.
GUCCGAGAGUGCAAGAAGCGUACGGAGCUCCUCUUGAACACUGCAGACAUGCACGCGUGGAGAGUCGUCAUUUUCUUGAGCCUACUGGCCGCCGCCAUCGCCCAGGAGCAGCAAGUCCAUCUCGACGAAGAGCAUGGCAAGAGGUACAACGUCACACUGAACUUCGACGACAUCCCAACCAACAGCUCGGGCAUCGGAUUCGAUCCAUGGAAGCAGUCAAAACCUCUGCACUACAAUGACCUGUUCUUCCAGUCAUUCACCGUCGUCAAUGUCGCCAAAGCUCGCGACUCCUUGCCUCACCCAAUCGACCUCCUCUGCGCCAGCUCUGCGCCCAAUGCAUUGUUCUCGUCCCGUAAAGCUGGCUACCCGUGGCCGCGCUUCAGUUUCCACGAUCUCAGCGGUCAUCCCACCAAGCCACAAGACGCCAACAUCACGUUCAACAUGCGCUCCGUCACCUUGUCGCCGACGGGCAACGUCUCGGCCGGAGACGAUCGAGUUCUGGUCGGACUUCGAAUCAGCCUCCUCAAGCUACCAUCUGAUGGGUCUGGGUCGUCCCUUCAGGAUGCCACAUCUGCACAAGCUGAUUUUCCUGGGCUGGUGCGCGGUUCACCUAGUAUUCCACAAGGGGCGCAUGUUUCCCAGCUGCUGGUUGCCUUCGGGCCGGGCCCGCAUCAGAGUGUCAAGCUGGACUACGAGCGGUUCGCGAGAGUUAUCCCUGGAUUUGGACAGGGGGUGGAUGUUCUUGAGGUGGUGGCGGACCUGUAUCGGUGGGAUGAGGCCAAGCAGAGUUAUCGCAUUGAUGGAGAUUGGCAGGUGUGCUUGGACGAUAUCGAGAUUGAGGUCGUUCAACCAAAGAAGAAGGAGGAGGAGGAUGAGAGUAUGCUGGAAAGUAUGCAAGGUCAAGAGACCAGACUGUUUCUGGCCGUGGCGGAGGACGGGAGGUUGAUUGAUGACAAAGAAAGAGGCGAGAAGUUGUGGAGGGAGAUAGAACAGGACGGGAGUGCUUUGGUGUACGAAACCGUGGACAUUGAGUAGAAUCAGGGCCGUGUCAUCGAGCCGAGUCCCUGCCUUUCUCGAAAUGAAAAUCUGUCGAUCCUUGA